AUGGCCCAGCAUCCCUUAUCUCCCAACGGCCGAAAGGCUGGAUCAGCUGGCGAUACUGCAUUGGCUUAUUGGAGAGAUCAUUUGAGUUGGUGGCAUGAUUGGACACCAGCUCCUUCAAGCAGCAAGGGCGCAGGACUUGUUCCCGUCUCUAUGCUUUGGGGUGGUGGCAACAACGGGAAACUCGACGCCCAGAGACUGCAACAGUUUCAACAGUUAAAAACCACGCCUGCCUAUGUUAUGGGCUUCAAUGAACCAGAUUGCUCUGGAGCCGACAUUUCUGCAAACAUCGAUGUCAACAGAGGCGUCAGCUUGUGGAACAGCUUGAUCGCUCCUAUGGGCCAGAAGGGAGCUCUUCUCGGCAGCCCGGCCAUGUGUCGCCAGAAGGAUGAGUCGUGGCUCAAACAGUUUAAUCAACAACCACUUGCAAGGAGCUGGGACUUUACUUCCAUCCACAUCUUUAAGCCGGACAUGGCAGGCGUGCAAGCCGACAUCGACUACUACUGGAACACGUAUAAGAAGCCACUCUGGGUGACGGAAUUUGCAUGCGUCUUCGACCAAAACAACUUUACGCCUUGCACGGAUCAGAACCAGAUCAACCAAUGGAUCAGCGACAUUGUGGAUUUGUUUGAAGCCAACGAACAUGUACUUGCGUAUGCAUACACUGAUGGUCUCGGCUUGGGAUCUGCCUGGCCUCCCGUGAAGAGCGAUGGAUCUCUCUCUCAGUCAGGCCAAGCGUAUUUGAAUGCUAUCAGCAGGUAUUACUAA
Molecule: messenger RNA, 765 nt
Organism: Trichoderma virens Gv29-8
Lineage: Eukaryota; Fungi; Ascomycota; Sordariomycetes; Hypocreales; Hypocreaceae
Exons: 1
Coding region: 1-765 (254 amino acids)
Biological process (GO): fungal-type cell wall polysaccharide metabolic process
Cellular component (GO): fungal-type cell wall
Source: RefSeq, a predicted model, not a curated record